This is a messenger RNA of Panicum virgatum (switchgrass), 2683 nucleotides long. Its product is annotated as pentatricopeptide repeat-containing protein At3g49240, mitochondrial-like. The transcript is spliced from 3 exons. Bases 74 to 2062 code for a protein of 662 amino acids. Lineage: Eukaryota; Viridiplantae; Streptophyta; Magnoliopsida; Poales; Poaceae. Gene Ontology annotation, cellular component: chloroplast. Gene Ontology annotation, molecular function: protein binding. The record is from RefSeq and is a predicted model, not a curated record.
CCAUUCCCCUCGCGGAACGGGUGAAAAAAAAAAUCCCUAGCUAAACCCUCCUCCAAGUUGCUUCGUCGCCGCCAUGGCGCUCUCCAAGCCGCUCCUCUCUCGCCUCCUCCCCCUCCCCCUCCGUCUCCGCCCCCAGCUCCGCCUCCUCUGCCUCGCCACUCCAACCCCCACCCCGACCGACGACGCCCAGCCCCCCGCGGACGCGGCCGCCGAGCGCCGCCGCCGCAAGCGCCGCCUCCGAGUGGAGCCCCCGCUCUCCCGGGGCCCGGCGCCGCAGCGCUCCCCGGGGGCGCCCCGCCCCGCUUCCAACCCCAACGCGCCCAAGAUCCCCGAGUCGGCCUCGGUGCUAUCGGGCAAGCGCCUCGACCUCCACCGCCGCAUUCUCGCGCUCAUCCGCGAGAACGACCUCGACGAGGCGGCGCUCCUCACGCGCCACUCCAUCUACUCCAACUGCCGCCCCACCGUCUUCACCUGCAACGCCGUCCUCGCCGCGCUGCUCCGCCAGGCGCGCUACGCCGACCUCCUCUCGCUCCACCGCUUCGUCACCCAGGCCUCCGUCGCGCCCACCGUCGCCACCUACAACCUCCUCCUCCAGGCGUACUGCGACUGCCGCCGCCCCGACGCCGCGCUCGAGCACUUCCGCCUCCUCCUCAAGGACGACUCGCCCGUGCUCCCAUCCCCGUCCACUUACCGCAUCCUGGCGCGGUCCCUCGCCGAGAAUGGCAAGCUGGACCAGGCGAUCGAGCUCAAGGAUGGCAUGCUCGAGCGUGGCCUCGUCGCCCCUGAUGCACAGGUCUAUGCCUUCAUCAUGGGCGGGUUUGUCAAUGCCGGGGAUAGUGACAGGGCCCUUUCAUUGUAUGAGGAGCUGAAGGAGAAGCUUGGUGGUGGGCCUAUUCUCGAUGGCAUGGUGUAUGGUAACCUAAUGAAAGGGUAUUUCCUCAAGGGCAUGGAGAAGGAGGCCAUGGAUUGCUAUGAAGAGGUGCUUGGAGAGGGUUCCAAGGUGAGGUUUGGUGCAGUGAGUUACAACAUGGUGCUUGAUGCGCUUGGGAGGAAUGGGAGGUUGGAGGCUGCACUCAAGUUGUUUGAUAGAAUGUGCAUGGAGCAUGACCCACCCAGGACGAUUACUGUGAACCUGGGGAGUUUUAAUGUGAUGGUUGAUGCAUAUUGCCUGGCUGAAAGGUUUCAGGAUGCAAUUGAGGUGUUUGGGAAGAUGGCUGAGAAGAGGUGUGCUCCUGAUGCACUCUCCUACAAUAAUCUGAUUGACUGGCUGGGGAAGAACAAACUUGUUGGGGAGGCAGAGGGAUUGUACACGGAAAUGGCUGAGCGAGGUGUAAACCCUGAUGAGUACACAUAUGUGUUGCUCAUUGAGUCCUGCUUUAAGGUGGAUAGGGUGGAUGAUGCGGUUGGUUACUUCAACAAGAUGUUUGAUGCUGGCCUGAGGCCCAACGCAAAUGCAUUUAACAAAGUCGUGGGUGGCUUGGUGAGGGUUGAUAGGAUUGACGAGGCACAGGGAUUCCUUGAUAUGAUGCCUGAAAAGGAGGUCAAGCCAAACAUUGCCAGCUAUGAGCUGUUGUUGAGGGCAUAUAUUGACGCUGCAAGAUUGGAUGAUGCGAUAAAGAUAGCCAAGGGUAUUCUCCUGGAUGAGAGUGUUGUGUUUAGUGAUGAAAUGAAAGCACUUCUGGAGGGGGCACUUGAGAAAGAGGGGAGAGACGGGGAUAUGACAAAGUUGUAUGAAGAUGUUGAGAGGGAGAAAGCGGAGGCAGCUGCACGUGCUGCUGAAGAGAAGGCCAGAGCAGAGGCUCUUGCUAAAGAAGAAGAGGAGAGGAAGAAGGCUGAGGCAAAGGCUAAGGAAGAAGCGGCUGCCAGGGCUAGCCGAGCAGCUAUUGAGGCAGUGCUGGGUCGCAAGAAGGAAGCAGAAAGUGAAGAAUCAGCUGAUGGAUUGAGUGCUGAGGAGGCGGAGGUUGUUGAGUCCAGCACUGGCACCAUCGGUGUUUCUGGAGAACAGAGUGACGGUGAUGAGCAGAAAAAGCAUGAGUCUGUUGAAGCCUCAUCGGGGCCAUAGCUUUGUCAUCCUAGAGAAUACCCAAAGUAUCGGUGAUGGUGGCUUCUCUGUUAAUGGUGUACUGUUGGAACGACCUAUUACUGCAUCAGAGGCUGUUGAUUGCUUUGUUUGUGGCAAAGUUAUUAGGAAUGGACAUGAUUCUGUAAACACUACCUUAAAGUGCUGCUGGCUAUGAUAAUCAGGCUACCAAGGAAGUUCUGAUCCAGUCAAAUGAUAGUGCUGUUCUUGUCAAAUUGAAGCAGCAGGAAACUAAAUGCAAGAAUGAUUACACUCUACCCUUAGGCAUUGGGGUAUUGGGGUCUUGGGGAUGCUUCUGCUUCCUCAUUAGAAUACAUAAAGUUUGCUGAUGCUGUAGCUGUUGAUAGGAAAUCUGGUUUUACCCUGAUUCGUGAUUUUAUCAUCAGCGGAGCAGUCUUGUGAAAGAUCUGCAGUCAGCGGAGCUAGCUGUGACAAGUGUUCUAGUGUGAUCUGGGAAAUGAUCUGCAGUUAGAGAUUGUAUUUCAAUUGUAACAUUAACUUAUAAACCAUACAGACGAAGAGCUAUGCUGCUAUGCUACUAGUUUGUGGGAAUCAUGAAACUCUACCAUCGAAGUUCGAACCUGCUGUAAUAUGAGUUUGAAA